Molecule: messenger RNA, 948 nt
Organism: Paramecium pentaurelia
Lineage: Eukaryota; Ciliophora; Oligohymenophorea; Peniculida; Parameciidae
Source: the annotation of a GenBank genome assembly
AUGAAAGAUAUCUCAUUUAGAGGAUUCUUAUCCUUAAAAAAUAUCAAAAAUCCUCAAUAUAAAAUUGAAUAGUUAUUGGAUCAUCGAAAAGAUAAAUAUGUAAGAGAUAUAUUACCAAUUAAAAUUUAAAAUUUCGAAAUAGAACGAUUAGAAUGGGUUGAUUUUGUUGGUAAACCCAAUGAAGAAAUGCCAUGGAUUGCUCAUUGUUAUUGGAAUAUAAUGUAUGAUUACUAAAUGAUCGAAGAGAAAGAAGAACCUUUAAUAAAAUAAUAAUUAUCACCAAUAUUACCUUUAAAACAAUCAAAUGAGGCUUAAGACUUUGAUUACAAAUAGGAUUUAUAACAAUAACCUUAAAUAAUUUCUAAUAAAUUAAGUGAGUUUUAAGAAUAAAAAAGUUUAAGAUAAUAAAUUCCUAAUUUAUAACAUAAAUUACUUUCUCUACCUAGAAUUAAUAAUCGACUCUUUAAUAAACAUCAAUCAUUUUCAACAAGAGUUUCAAGUGUUUAGAGUAUUAUUGGCAUUUCAACUUCUAAAAAUUCUUCUCCUUAACAUAAAGUUGCUCGAAGCAAUUCUAGUUUUAGUUUAAAAAGGUAAUCUCCAACUAGAUAGAAGAUUAAAUUAUCAGUUUCUUGUAAAUUCUCUGAGAAAUCUUGGGCCAAAUCAUUUUCAGAUGCUUAAUUAUUAGAACACGAAACAGGACAUUAUCUGAUAGGAUGGAUAUGUGCUUUAGAAUUCAAAAGAUAAAUUGAAUAAUUAGGAAUAAUGAUGUCAGAUAAUCAUUCAAAUGAAAUAAAAUCAAUAUUUCAAACAAAUUUAAGAAUUUUUCUAAAAAUUGAAAAAGACUAUGAUGAAGAGACCAACCAUUACUUUAAUAUUAAUUAAUAAUAAUAAUGGAAUCACACAAUAAAAGAGUAAUUGUUAUUAUAUGAGAUGUAUUUUAACAAUUGA